This is a messenger RNA of Henningerozyma blattae CBS 6284, 447 nucleotides long. It is a transcript of the gene RPS13, whose product is annotated as 40S ribosomal protein uS15. Lineage: Eukaryota; Fungi; Ascomycota; Saccharomycetes; Saccharomycetales; Saccharomycetaceae. Gene Ontology annotation, cellular component: cytosolic small ribosomal subunit; ribosome; nucleolus. Gene Ontology annotation, biological process: translation. The transcript has 2 exons. The record is from RefSeq and is a predicted model, not a curated record. Gene Ontology annotation, molecular function: small ribosomal subunit rRNA binding; structural constituent of ribosome. The coding region runs from base 1 to 447 and encodes 148 amino acids.
AUGCACAGUUCUGGUAAAGGUAUCUCUUCCUCCGCUAUUCCAUACUCUAGAAACGCUCCAGCUUGGUUCAAGUUAUCUUCUGAAGCUGUUGUUGAACAAAUCAUCAAGUAUGCCAGAAAGGGUUUAACCCCAUCUUCUAUUGGUGUCUUAUUGAGAGAUGCUCAUGGUGUCAGUCAAUCUCGUGUCAUCACUGGUAACAAGAUUUUAAGAAUCUUGAAAUCUAACGGUUUCGCUCCAGAAAUCCCAGAAGAUUUAUACUUCUUGAUUAAGAAGGCUGUCUCUGUCAGAAAGCACUUAGAAAGAAACAGAAAGGACAAGGACGCUAAAUUCAGAUUGAUUUUGAUCGAAUCUAGAAUCCACAGAUUAGCUAGAUACUACAGAACCGUUUCCGUUUUACCACCAAACUGGAAAUACGAAUCUGCUACUGCUUCUGCUUUAGUUAACUAG